Adelges cooleyi (spruce gall adelgid) is the source of this 2013-nucleotide messenger RNA. It is a transcript of the gene Prdm13, whose product is annotated as zinc finger protein 699. Gene Ontology annotation, cellular component: nucleus. The coding region runs from base 498 to 1871 and encodes 457 amino acids. Lineage: Eukaryota; Metazoa; Arthropoda; Insecta; Hemiptera; Adelgidae. The transcript has 5 exons. The record is from RefSeq and is a predicted model, not a curated record.
AUCAAAGUUAUUAAUGUGGAACGAUUCAUAAAAAUAAAGCUAUUGAAUUUAGCAAAACAAAAAAAAAAAUAAUAAUUUAAGUCAUAUGGAAACUUAUCGACUGCUACAUAUAGAAUAAAGGUGGACGUCGUGAGAAAUUAUCUAAUUAACUGAAAUUGGUGCUGUGUGGCUUCCUAUUAAUAGAAAAAUAAAAGUUGUAGGUAUACAAAGACAUUAAAAACGUUAUGAACUGGUAAUGAAAUUUUCAAUAAGUGAGACAUAAUGUAAGAAUGUUAUCUUCUUUUAUAAGAUUCAUUUUUAUGGUUCACGACAAGCUUGAAAAGCUGAGAAGAGGUAUAUUUUUAUAUAUAUAUAUAUAUAUUUUUUUUUUUUUUCCUCCCCGUUAGUUCAUAUUGUCGGUUCACCCCACUGCCCGGACCCGUCCAACAAGGGUUGACGAAUCACAGAUCAAUUAAAGCGAAAAUGUAUAAUGUAUAUGUAUAUUAAUUUAAUACAAAAUGUAUGUUUUCCUAUUUAAACGCUAUGUAGAAGGAGAAAAAAAAGUUUGGGGACGCCAGCGGUGCGGUGAGGGGCCAUCGGCUGCGGCUGCAACGCAUCCCCCGACGACCGGGCGCAAGGUGGUACACGAGGGCUUUUGUUGUAAUAGUCGCUCCACCCUCAUCGCGGCCACCGGAGGCUCGAGCCCGCGCCCCCAACAAAACAGGUUGCACUUGCCCACCGGCCGAACCAGCGAGCAGGUCUCCCGACGAGCUCAUCGCCCACUGCAGCACUGUGUCCACAUGGAACCAGCCAACAAGAUCAGGAGAUGCGUGGCCGGCACGUUUCUGCCGCCCGACUGUGGAACCGCGGCCGUCGAAGUCGCCGAUAUGCUCGGCCACCUGGAAGACAACAUCGGAACACCUUACGACGGCGCCGCUUCGCGCAGAAAAAUGGUGUUGUCUGUGGACAAGAUGGGACAACUCAUGUGUGCGGAAGGGGCCGGCUGUACAGUGGCGGGUUGUAGCUGUUGGAUACUGUCCGUGCCGUUAGCCGACGACUGUCACGCGUACAACUGUCGCAUCAGCCUGCUGACCGCGGGCACAAUCGCCUUGUACACCACCACAGUGGUGACACCCGGACAACCGCUUAAGAUGUGGUUCCCGCCCGACCUACAGCUAAUGCUCCACGUGCCUUUUCUCACGCCCGUCAACAUCAGAGACGAGAGAAAAUACGUUUGUCACGUGUGCGGCUAUACUUGCGAAAAACCGAAUCCUUUAAAAAUCCACAUGGCGUUGGAUUGCGGUAAGCUGCCCAGCGCCAAGCUGUGGUCCAGGCUGGUGCAGGACGAGGACCGCAUUGUGCAGGAAGGCUCGUUCCGGUUUAGCCUGACCCCAGAGUCGUGUAGGACGUCAUCGGAAUCGGCAUUCCGGCCGUAUUCGCCCGCUUCGUCGUCCACCAGUCUGGUGGCAACGCCUCCGCCGGCCAUCGACAACCGGACGCCCAUGAUGCCGGACGCAAGUAACGCGGGCACGGCCAUGUUCGACAGGCGGUUCGCCGAAAUGGAGACGAUCGUCAGCAAUCUGGGCCACUCCGAGCAAGGCCACUUGUGCAUUUACUGCGGCAAAGUGUACUCCAGGAAGUACGGUCUUAAAAUUCACAUAAGGACACAUACCGGAUUCAAACCGUUAAAAUGCAAGUACUGUUUUCGACCGUUCGGCGAUCCGAGUAACCUCAACAAGCACGUUAGGUUGCACGCCGAAGGAGACACGCCGUACAGGUGCGACUGUUGCGGUAAAAUUUUAGUGCGCAAGAGAGACUUUGACAGGCACAUGAAAUCAAGACAUGCUAGACUGGUGUCCAAAAGCGUAUUCAAAAUGCACGUACCCGUGUGAUGAUACAUGUGGCGAGUUUUUUUUUAAAAACCACUAUGACCUCUGUUAAACAUUUGUGAUAUGUAAUUCUAGUCUUGAAAAGUAGUCAUUGUAAUUUGUAUAUUAUGCAUUUUGUUUUGAGAUUAAUUUUUAAAUUUUCUUU